This is a messenger RNA of Drosophila suzukii, 345 nucleotides long. The record is from RefSeq and is a predicted model, not a curated record. Lineage: Eukaryota; Metazoa; Arthropoda; Insecta; Diptera; Drosophilidae.
AUGAGUAAUCAUUUUAAGAUACACACCAUUGAAAAAACUUGGGACGAUGCUGAAACAUAUUGUCGUGUCAUGGGCGGCCAUCUGGCGACCUUUAAAAACCAAGAAGAGUUUGACUCCAUCAAAGAGCAGAUCGUCCCAUCAGAAAACUACUGGGUGGGCAUUAACGAUCGGGUGAAGGAGAAUGAGUAUGUCUCAGUGACCUUCGGCCAGAAGGUACAAUUUUUGGAUUGGGGCCUUGGAGAACCCAGCGAUCCUGGAAAAAAAGAGGACUGUGUUGAGCUUAAAGAACUAAAAAUGAACGAUAUUGAUUGCAGCGAAGAACGCUAUUUCAUUUGUCAGAACUAA